Molecule: messenger RNA, 1218 nt
Organism: Bombyx mandarina (wild silkworm)
Lineage: Eukaryota; Metazoa; Arthropoda; Insecta; Lepidoptera; Bombycidae
Product: homeobox protein bagpipe-like
Source: RefSeq, a predicted model, not a curated record
AUGAGCGGCUCGUGUGACCGGAAAAUGGAUUCGAAAUUCAAAAAUUUCACAUUGCAAGACUGCGAGAAGACAAAUCUGACGACGCCAUUUUCGAUAAAUGACAUCUUGACGAAAGAAAACGAAUCGAAAUGCGAAUUCGAGAAUGGUUUUCGCGCUGAGAGUUACGUGAGGGCGACGAAGCCCUCGUGUUAUACUACUAAAGAAGGGUUUUCUAUGAAGAAGGAAAUUGAUAAAGGCUUGAAGUACUAUGAUGACUGUCACGUCUUCAGAGAUUACACGGACGACGGAGCUUUGGACAUGACCAGGAAGAACCAAUACCCGGUCACAGAACUAUCAGAUGACUACGAUUCGCGUUCUUCAAACACCGGAUCUCCGUUACGUAGGGCAAACUCAUCGCCCAGCUCAGACAUUGCCUAUAAGCCAUUCUCUAUGCACUACGAGAGGAAGUGCUCAACGCCUCCCCCUUCCGGGUACGGCAUGAACGAAUACACACAGAACGCGGGACGUAAGAAGCGUUCAAGGGCCGCCUUCUCGCAUGGUCAAGUUUACGAGCUCGAGAGGCGGUUCAGCCAGCAGAGGUACCUGUCGGGGCCCGAACGCGCAGACCUGGCCGUCAGCCUCAAGCUAACAGAGACGCAGGUCAAAAUCUGGUUCCAGAACAGAAGGUACAAGACGAAGAGAAAGCAGCUGCAGAUGCAGGAAAACGGCAUGCUGGCGGCGGCCGCGGCAGCUGCUAAUCACGCCAGGAAAGUGGCCGUCAAAGUGUUGGUCAACAACAACGGCCAGCCAAGUCUACCGGAUCUCAAAUACCACGCGCCAAUGUUGGGCAAAACCUUGAACCCCUUAUUCGCGCCUCCGCUAUUAGAGGGAUCCCCGAUUUGGAAGCAUUUCGCGGGCAUGUACGGAGUCGACUUCGCCAAGAACCCGGAAUACAAAGCCCUUCUCCAGGAGUCGUACAAUCAGGCGGUACUACAGUCCCUGUAUGGGCCUCAUUUGGGUAUGAACUACCCGAAUUUGCCGCUCUCGUACAUGUAUUACCCGGGACAUGCAGGGUUCGGGGUGCCCCCGUGCGAAGUCGAGAGGUCGCAGCCGGAUAGGACUGAGAGCGGUUGUGGAUCAGAGAAGGGGAAAGAGAAAGCCAUAGAAACUCAAUCCGCCGUUCAACUAAACGAGCACAGCAAUGAUAGCAUCGCUAGUAAUAUCGAAAUAGAAAAUUAA